Messenger RNA from Eremomyces bilateralis CBS 781.70, 2877 nucleotides. RefSeq names its product putative alanyl-tRNA synthetase. Gene Ontology annotation, cellular component: cytoplasm; mitochondrion. The record is from RefSeq and is a predicted model, not a curated record. NCBI's taxonomy places the organism in Eukaryota, Fungi, Ascomycota, Dothideomycetes, Eremomycetales, Eremomycetaceae. Gene Ontology annotation, biological process: alanyl-tRNA aminoacylation; tRNA modification. The transcript has 6 exons. The coding region runs from base 1 to 2877 and encodes 958 amino acids. Gene Ontology annotation, molecular function: ATP binding; aminoacyl-tRNA deacylase activity; alanine-tRNA ligase activity.
AUGGCUUCAAUAGUCGAUGAGCAGCCAAAAUGGUCUGCACCCCAUGUGCGGAACACAUUCCUGGAGUUUUUCAAGAAGAGGGGACAUACAUUCGUUCCCUCUUCGUCGGUUGUCCCUCUAUCGGAUCCAACACUCCUCUUCACCAAUGCGGGAAUGAACCAGUACAAGUCAAUAUUCCUUGGCACAGUCGAUCCGCAAUCCGAUUUCGCCCAAUUGAAAAGCGCGGUCAACUCGCAGAAGUGCAUUCGUGCGGGUGGCAAGCACAAUGAUCUCGACGAUGUUGGGAAAGACAGCUACCAUCAUACGUUCUUCGAGAUGAUGGGCAAUUGGAGUUUCGGGGACUACUUCAAGAAGGAAACUAUCCAAUACUCCUGGGAGCUCCUGACCAAGGAAUUCGGUCUGGAUCCCGACCGAAUAUACGUGACCUACUUCGAGGGAGACCCUGAAAGUGGCCUCGAACCGGACCUGGAGGCUCGAGACCUGUGGAAAGCCGUUGGCGUUUCCGACGACCAUAUCCUCCCCGGAGACAUGAAGGACAACUUCUGGGAGAUGGGCGACCAAGGCCCUUGCGGGCCCUGCAGUGAGCUACACUACGACCGACUAGGCGGUCGAAACGCUGCCCAUCUCGUCAACCAGGAUGACCCGAACGUGCUCGAGAUCUGGAACAACGUGUUCAUUCAGUACAAUCGUGAGGCAGAUAAGUCCCUGCGACCGCUACCAAAUAAGCAUAUCGACACGGGCUUGGGUUUCGAGCGCCUGGUAUCCAUAUUGCAGAACAAAAUGUCAAAUUACGACACCGACGUUUUCACCCCGAUCUUCAAGGCCAUCCAAGAGGUUACCGGGGCGAGGGAAUACCGUGGCAAGUUUGCGGAGGAGGAUCCAGACGGAAUUGACACCGCAUACCGAGUCGUCGCUGACCAUCUGCGGCUGCUUACCUUCGCCAUUUCCGAUGGUGGCGUUCCGAACAACGUCGGCCGUGGCUAUGUGGUUCGACGCGUCCUUCGCCGCGGAGCUCGAUACGCUCGCAAGUACUUCGACGUCGAGAUCGGCAGCUUCUUCUCCAAGCUCGUCCCUAAGCUCGUGGAGCAAAUGGGAGACAUGUUCCCGGAGAUCCGGAAGAAGCAGCAGGAGGUCAUGGAGAUCCUGGACGAGGAGGAGGAAUCGUUCUCACGGAGCUUGGAUCGCGGCGAGCACAUGUUCGAGAAAUACGCGCAAGAUUGCAAGCUGAGGGACACCAAGAACCUUCCCGGUACGGACGUGUGGCGCUUGUACGAUACGUACGGGUUCCCGGUGGACCUAACGAGGAUCAUGGCCGAGGAGCGGGGCUUGAUCAUCAAUGACAAAGAGGUCGAAGAAGCCCAGGCCAAAGCCAAGGAGGCAAGCAAGAGCGAGAAGAAGGCGGCGGUCGGUCUGGUGAAGCUCGAUGUGCACGAUCUCGGGGCGCUAGAAAUGAUGAACGACGUUCCCAAGACCGAUGACUCUGCCAAAUUCGCCAAAGGCAACAUCACCUCGGAAAUCAAGGCACUCUACCACUCGAAGCUAUUCGUGAAAUCCACUGGCGAAAUUCCCGAAGGCGAUCAAUUCGGAAUUUUGCUGGACCGGACGAACUUCUAUGCGGAGCAAGGUGGACAGGAGUAUGACACCGGAAGCAUUAUCAUCGACGGCGUGGCCGAGAUGGAGGUGCAGAAUGUCCAGGUGUACGCCGGCUACGUCCUCCACACGGGCUACCUGAAAUAUGGUACCCUCUCCGUCGGCGACGCGGUCAUCUCCAUGUACAACGAAGAACGUCGUCACCCAAUCAAGAACAACCACACUGGCACCCACAUCCUCAACUUCGCCCUGCGCGAGACCCUUGGCGGCGAGAUCGACCAGAAGGGCUCGCUGGUGGCGCCGGAGAAACUCCGCUUCGACUUCUCAUACAAGUCCGCCGUGACCGACCAGCAGCUCCGCGCGAUCGAGGACCUCUGCACGAAGUACAUCCGCGCCAACAACCCCGUGUACUCCAAAGACGUACCCCUCGCCACCGCCCGCGAGAUCAACGGCGUCCGCGCCGUGUUCGGCGAGACGUAUCCCGAUCCGGUGCGCGUGGUUAGCGUGGGCGUGUCGGUGGAGGAGCUGCUCCGGGACGUCAAGAACGAGAAAUGGCACGAGGUCAGCGUCGAGUUCUGCGGCGGCACGCACGUCGACAAGACCGGCGAUAUCAAGGAGCUGAUCAUCCUCGAGGAGAGCGGCAUCGCCAAGGGGAUCCGCCGCAUCGUGGCAGUGACGGGCCAGGAUGCGAUCACCGUGCAAGAAGACGCGAAGGCGUUUGACGAGCGCCUCGCGCGCCUCGAGCGCACAUCGUACAGCGCGGAGAAAGACGCCGAGAUGAAGAAAGUACAGUUCGACCUCGGCGCGCUCGCGGUGAGCCUCCUGACCAAGCGAACCUUCGCCAAGCGCAUCGAAACAUUAGUCAAAGACGCGAACAAGGAGAAGACGAAGCUGGAGAAGGAACUGAGCACGAAGGUGCUCGAGGUGGUUAAGGCGCAGCUCGCGAAGGACACGAGCCCCUUCGCGGUGGUGAAGAUCCCGUACAAGACCACGGCGAAGACGAUCAGCGAGGCACUAAAGUUCCUGCAAAAUAAGGAGAAGGGCCGUAUGGUGUAUCUCAUCGGUGCGGAUAGCGGGGAGGGGAGAGUCGCGCAUGGGUCCUAUGUGCCCGAGGCUUUCAGCUCCAAGGGCGCAUCCGCGAGCGAGUGGUCGAAUGCCGUUACGGCGGCGGUGGGAGGGAAGGCGGGCGGGAAAGGGGCUACGGCGUUUGGGCAGGGGACCAACGUUGACAAGAUCGACGACGGCGUCGAGCUCGCCACCAAGUAUUUGGAGAAGUUCAAGAUCUGA